Messenger RNA from Exophiala viscosa, 1513 nucleotides. Its product is annotated as putative monooxygenase. Gene Ontology annotation, biological process: 3-(3-hydroxy)phenylpropionate catabolic process. Gene Ontology annotation, molecular function: FAD binding; 3-(3-hydroxyphenyl)propionate hydroxylase activity. The record is from RefSeq and is a predicted model, not a curated record. NCBI's taxonomy places the organism in Eukaryota, Fungi, Ascomycota, Eurotiomycetes, Chaetothyriales, Herpotrichiellaceae. The coding region runs from base 161 to 1417 and encodes 418 amino acids. The transcript is spliced from 6 exons.
UCCCCGGAACACAUUUGGUAGGCUCCUUAGCGACCUGGACCUAAACCCAGACUGGACAGUCGACCAAAAUGGGAGAAACCUUCAAGAUCUAUAUUGACAAUCUUGAUUUCAUUCAAUCUGAGGAUCGGUAAGACCACCCAAGAAACCAUAGCUUAGAACAAUGGGUUCUGUGUCGCAAAAAGAUCCAGAGGCCACACAACGGCAAGAUGACGUUAUCAUAGUCGGGGCUGGACCUGUUGGUCUCUUAGUGGCAACGCUUCUAUCUGAACAUAAUGUUGCGGUCACCGUCUUGGAGAGAGGUGAUGCAGCCGACAAUCGACCUCGUGCCACGCAUUAUGGUUCACCCGCGGUCAAAGAGCUCGUUCGAGCAGGGGUCUGGCAUGAUGUCCUGAGUGCAGGCUUCUGUCCCUCGGUCGUCACGUGGAGAAAACCGAACGGAGACAAGAUUGCCAGCAUGCCAAUGUCAUCAACGGAGAAGGACUAUCCCUAUCCAAUGGUGGUUCUCCCCGUGGGAGAUUUGGUCACUGUGCUGCUAGAGCACCUUUCCACGAGAACCAAUGUCAGAGUCUUGUAUGGCCAUACCGUUGAAGGCUUGGGUCAGACAGACGAAUCGGCUUGGGUGAAAGUACGAACCAAGGAUGAUCACCACCCAAAGACGUUUACAGCUCCAUGGAUUGUGGGUGCCGAUGGAUCCUCCAGUGCUAUCAGGAAGUUGAACAACCUACCAUUUGAGGGAAAGACGUGGGACAGGCAGAUUGUGGCAACUAAUGUCUAUUUCCCCUUCGACGAACGUUAUGGCUGGACCGACUCGAACUUUAUCAUCGAUCGUGAGAACUGGUACAUGGCCGCCAAAAUCAGCAAAAACGGACUGUGGCGUGUUACCUACGGCGAGCAGAGCGGCUUGUCAGAUGAAGUUCUGCUGUCUCGUCAGCCAGAGAAGUUUCGUCAUAUGCUACCCGGCAAUCCAGAUCCCUCGAAAUAUACCCUCACCUCAAUUUCUCCAUAUCAGAUCCAUCAACGACGUGCACCAACUUUCCGCAAUAAGCGCUUUCUUCUAGCAGGGGAUGCAGCACAUGUUUGCAACCCCUUCGGAGGCCUGGGCUUGACAGGAGGCAUUGUGGAUGCUGGAAACCUGGCUGAUGCUCUUCUUGGUGUGCUGCUGGGCGUUGCGAACCAAGCAAUAUUGGAUAAAUACUCCGAAGAAAGGAUCAAAGCUUUUGAUGGACCGAUCGAUUUCAUUUCAUCGACGAAUUUCUGUCGCAUAGCAUACCAAGACGCUGAGACUGCCUUGCAGAAUGACGAGUUUCUACAACGGCUCGAUGUGGACGACAAGGCUAAUUCCGAGGUAGCAAAUGAGUUGCACGAGAGUGUCUUCGCUAUCCAACAUGAUUUUACGCAGUACUACACAAAGACAUGAACAAAGUAUGGUUACUCUUGUACCCACCUGGGUGUACAGUGCUUAUUUUGUUGCGAGAGAUGUCGUUGGCAUCCAUUUUCAGGACUUGGGCUCCUA